AUGGGGAAAAAGAAGAAUUCAAGUAAUUUUAAUGGAAAUAAAAAUUCAAUGUUUGAUUAUAAACAAACAAAUCAGGACAAUGAAUUGUACUUUGUACUUCUCAUCAGAAACCCAAAUAACAUUGGUAUCUAAAUUAUUCUACAAGCUGGCAGGAUCUAAAGAAUUGGUUUCAAAUUUUAGAAGGAGAAACCGAAUGCAAUCUUUUCACACUCUAAGGAAAGAUACAGAACCCUUUUUCAAAGAUCAGAGUUAGCCAAUUCAUCUUGA
Messenger RNA from Stylonychia lemnae, 267 nucleotides. NCBI's taxonomy places the organism in Eukaryota, Ciliophora, Spirotrichea, Sporadotrichida, Oxytrichidae. The record is from the annotation of a GenBank genome assembly.